CACACACACACACACACACACACACACACACACUUUCUAACAAACCGUUUCACAGGAUCCAGACGGCAGAUCGGGGGUCUGAGCAGCGGCAGCAGCCUCCUCCUCUCCCCCCUCCUCUGGAUUCUCUCCACGCGGCGCACGAGACCAUUUCCUCUGGACUUCAUCUCACAUCAUGUCUCCUUUCCGACCGACUUGAUGUGAAAUGAGUUCAGAAAUGACCGGGGAGCUGCGAGAAUUGACCGUUUAAGAUUAUUAUUUUUAAAAUCAUUAUUAAUAUUUGCGCGUGCAGACUUGGAGGAACUGAUCAUGACGCGCAGACUGCUGGAUCUGACGCUCAGAGAGCCGCUGAGUGGGUUGGAUUUCGGAUUAUUUUGAUCCUUUUUUGGAGAUUUUUGUCCUUUUUUWAAAAAAAAAAAGAGGAGUCUCCUUGUCUCUCCUGAUCGCUGUUCUCCGGGUUCCUGCAGAACUCCAGAGCCCCAUGCAGCCGCAAAGGGAGAGGAGUGAAGCGCGACCCCGAGCUGGAUGGAUGGUUAUGGGGGAAAGAGGGAGACCCUCGGUGCUUGAAGUGUGCAGAGUCCUCGCUGUGCUUUUCUCACUGUUACCCUCCGUGAGUCUGCAGUGCAAGAUCCAGAAGUGCAACACUGAGUACCUGACGUCCUCGGCGAACUCUGGCCCGGAGAAGGACACGUGCGUGGCGCUGCGGGUCUACUACGGCUGCGUGGCGCGGACGACGCGCUCCUGCCGGGGCGACCUGUCCUACCACGCCACCAAGCAUGGCAUCGAGGACCUGAUGAAGCAGAACAACUGCUCCAGGGACGGGCCCACGUCGCCGCCUCGCGCCCGGACGCCGCAGCCGCCUCAGCUGCCGCCGCCGCCGGUCCUGCCCGACAGCCAGGAGCGCUCSGACGGGCCCGAGGUGUGCCACUACGAGCGCAGCCUGCCGCGCGACGCGGCGCCGCCCAACUACACGCACUGCGGCUUCUUCGGCGACCCGCACCUGCGGACGUUCGGCGACGACUUCCAGACGUGCAAGGUGGAGGGAGCCUGGCCCCUCAUCCACAACAAGUUCCUGUCGGUGCAGGUGACCAACUCCCCCGUGCUGCCUGGCUCAUUGGCCACGGCCACAAGCAAGCUGACCAUCAUCUUCAGGAGUUUCCAGAAGUGCGUGGAGCAGAAGACGUACCACGCCGAGACCGACGAGCUGCCCGCCGCGUUCGCCGACGGCUCCAAGAACGGCGGCGACCCCAACGGGGGCAACACCCUGCGGGUGGUGGAGAGGGUCCCCGGGCAGCACGUGGAGAUCCAGGCCAGGUACAUCGGGACCACCAUCGUGGUGCGGCAGGUCGGCCGCUACCUGACCUUCGCCGUGCGGAUGCCGGAGGAGGUGGUGAACUCGGUGGAGGAGGACGACAACCAGGACUUGUACUUGUGCCUCCACGGCUGUCCCGCCAACCAGCGCAUCGACUUCAGGAGCUUCAGAACCCGAGCGGCGGGCGAGGCGCACGGCGCGGGCCGCCGCGCUGCGCCGCACGGCUUCACCUACCAGUCGGCAAAGGCCAAGUGCAAGGAGCGGCUGCCGGUGGAGGAUCUGUACUUCCAGUCCUGCGUGUUCGACCUCCUCUCCUCCGGAGACAUAAACUUCACCAUGGCGGCGUAUUACGCCUUCGAGGAUGUAAAAAUGCUCCACUCAAACAGCAAAAGAUACCACCUGUUUGAGAAAAACGCUCUGAGCGGCGCGGCACGCCGAGGCACAGAUUUACUUCUAGUUUUCCUCCUCAACCUCCUGGCGGUCUUAUUGUGGACCGAGCAUCAUCUAUAGUCCGUUUACAGAAGAACCUUCACGUCAUUUAGGUCAGUGCGUGUUAAAGGACUAUCUCCGUGUCAUGUACUGGCCUCUCACCGGCUCCACGUGUGGACCAGCCCAGCUCCGGCUCUCAUCUUAGUCGUUCAGUCUCAUCUCGGCGUCAGGCUGAACACAUCCAUCAUCACGUGCGUUUAGCUGGUCUUAAUCUUUGAAUAGAGCAGUGGUGAGAGAGCUCGGCAAACCCCCAGAGCUCUGGGUGUCUACCUGGGAUUAAAUCCCAACCGUCUCAUCAGCCUACGGGAAGCCGGACAAGAUGAUCUUUUGCAGAAAGAGGGGUUUCGCUGAUCCUCCUCCUUCUCCGGAUUCCCACAUCGGUGCCAAGCCAAGGAGGCUCUGUGUGGCUCAUGUGGCAAAAAAAAAAAA
Austrofundulus limnaeus is the source of this 2227-nucleotide messenger RNA. It is a transcript of the gene rgma, whose product is annotated as repulsive guidance molecule BMP co-receptor a. Bases 479 to 1819 code for a protein of 446 amino acids. Gene Ontology annotation, biological process: BMP signaling pathway. Gene Ontology annotation, cellular component: plasma membrane. Gene Ontology annotation, molecular function: coreceptor activity. The record is from RefSeq and is a predicted model, not a curated record. The transcript has 4 exons. Lineage: Eukaryota; Metazoa; Chordata; Actinopteri; Cyprinodontiformes; Rivulidae.